AUGGCCCAUAUCAUCAAGCUAAAUGUCGGAGGCUCUCUUUUUCAAACUUCGAAAUCCACGCUCACAAAAUUCGACGGAUUCUUCAAAACGAUGUUGGAGACUGAAAUUCCGGUUGCCAAAGACGAGUCCGGAGCGAUUUUCAUCGAUCGCGACCCCAAACACUUCCGCGUGAUCCUCAAUUUCAUGAGAGACGGCGACGUGGCACUUCCAGAAGCUCCUGUAGACGUCACUGAAAUUCAGAAGGAAGCUGAGUACUAUUUGUUGGGUGGACUAGUGGAACUCUGUAAGCCGAAGCUAGAAGCUCAGAAAAUGCCAUAUUUUGCGGAGACUUAUGAGGAUAUGGCCAGAGCUGUUUCUACAACUAUCAUGAAAACUCAGCAAAAAUUAAGAGAUACUGAAAAAAGGAGCGGCGGGGGUUUUCAAAGAAUGAGUCGGAAACGGAUCCGUUACGGAUUCGCGUACGGUCCGUAUACGAUUCCUAUUUCAUCCGCGCGCGAAUGGCGGAGAAUCCGUAACGGAUUGUUCGCGAAUCACCUGUGUUUCCAACAAAAACAUUGA
Messenger RNA from Caenorhabditis briggsae, 558 nucleotides. Gene Ontology annotation, molecular function: protein binding. The record is from RefSeq and is a predicted model, not a curated record. The coding region runs from base 1 to 558 and encodes 185 amino acids. The transcript has 2 exons. Lineage: Eukaryota; Metazoa; Nematoda; Chromadorea; Rhabditida; Rhabditidae. Gene Ontology annotation, biological process: protein homooligomerization.